GACGUCACCGCACCGUCAUUUCUUUGGGUUCCCGGAUGAAGACGUCACGCAACUGCUCUGUGGAAUAACAAGAUUUUUCCCUUGGAAACAACUAGAUGCUAAAAGAUUUUUUCUUUCGCGAACUGAGGUAAUUAGGUAUUCCAAUAUGUCAACACCAGCUAGGCGAAGACUCAUGAGGGACUUUAAAAGGUUACAAGAAGAUCCCCCAGCAGGUGUCAGUGGAGCCCCUACCGACAACAAUAUCAUGAUCUGGAACGCAGUUAUAUUCGGGCCGCAUGACACGCCUUUUGAAGAUGGCACCUUCAAGCUGACCCUAGAGUUCACAGAAGAGUAUCCCAACAAACCGCCCACAGUUCGGUUUGUUUCCAAGAUGUUUCAUCCAAACGUGUACGCAGAUGGUAGCAUCUGUCUAGACAUUCUUCAAAACCGGUGGAGCCCCACGUACGAUGUGUCUGCCAUCCUCACGUCCAUUCAGUCUCUUCUGGACGAACCAAAUCCCAACAGCCCGGCGAACAGUCUGGCAGCACAGCUCUACCAAGAAAACAGGCGGGAGUACGAGAAACGAGUGGCUGCCAUCGUUGAGCAGAGCUGGCUCAACUUCAACGACGAUGAGGCCAAGGAAUCAAAAAAGGAAGCGUCCUAGCUUAUCCUGCUGAUCCACCACCACCCAUCAACGCUUGGCCCACCCACUCCCUUUCCCUCCCGAGAGAAAUGCCUCUUCCCCUACCCACGCAAGACCAGGCACCGAAAGAGCGAGACCAGGGUGCAAGAGGCAGCAUCCGUGUAGGCCGCUCUUAUAAAAAAAAAUCAGCAAGCGGAAAAGACGAAAGCUGAUUAAAAAAGAUGGAGGACGAGACUGUUGCUUCUCAAAACUACACGAUUUUUCUGUGUGCUGGUGACAUGAGCAGGGUUGCUUUUCAAUUUUGUGUGCAAACUUAUUGCAACUUUGUGACCGUUCUGAGCGUAGCUCAUUUUCCAUGCGUGCUGUGCAGUGCACGACUGCUCCUACAAGGCUGGCUUCAAUGGAAAAAUCCUGCACUUCUUGCGCUCUUGCUGCUUUUGAACUGAGAACGCCCUGGUUGGGGCAUGCUCUGACAAGUUCGGUUCAAAAUUCUGCAUGCGGUGCAAUGUUGCAUGAUGAAUAGCUGUACUUGUAUUGAUUGGCUAAAAUCAGUGCGUGAACGUCCCCACUUGCAUUACCCAUGUGGGCCUUAUAAAUAUAUAUAUAUAAAUCUAUAUAUGAACACACAUUCUCUUCACCAUUGCGCUUGUGCACUGAAAAAGAUGUAGUGCAAGUGGUUGGGCAAGCUGUUUUUUUUAACUCCCCUCUUACAUGCUUUAAGUGCUAAAAUGAGUGAAAGGUUCCUCCUGUUUUAACUUGUUUAGACCUGCAUUGUGAGAUUGUUUAGCACAGCCGGUUUUUUGCAUUUCGAGACAUUUUGCGAAGCAAGCAUUUGUCUAUUCGGUUUACAAGCAAACUCUUACGAUGGUUGCUCGUAUACUUGUUUGGUUACAGGAAAAAGAAAACAGAUCCGACGGUUGUCCCUGUGUACAUUUCGCUUUUGCAGUUGCACAAAAUGUUUUUCUCGGUGAAAUGAAAUCUCCAGGCAUCUAUACAGCAAAGUGCCUGUUAAUUAAGCAGUAGGUUUACUCGAGGCAUUGUCAGCCGUGUUCCCGACUGUACUGUCACAUGCAUCUACAGUUGAGAGUUAAAUUACCAGAUCAAUCGAGUAGAUUGGGUUUGCACGAGCAAUGCGCAGUGAUGUUUGCAAAUGCAUUUUGAUGUACACCUGUAGAGCUCUCAGCACUUCGAAAUGCCUGUAUUUAUUGUGCCAGCAAGUGGUUCAACAACAGAGUAGUUGAAGUGCGACACUGCGAUUUCUUGAGUGCACCGCAAUUGUGCAUGCAUUAAAGAAAAAGGGGAUCUUGCACGAUUUCGGACACAAUGAGUCUUAGUUCUGGGAGUCUGUGGGUCUUUUCUGCAUGCGUGCUGCAAUAUGUUUCUAGUCUGUUUCCAAGGUGUGUCUAGACUGUUGAGACAAAAAUAAACGUUGAGCUACUGCUACCGAAAGGUGGCCAUCAGGACCUGACAGUGAUGCCACGUUGUCUUCGACAAUGCAAGUAGAGAUGUCCUCCACUCUGACUUGCCUUCUUUCUCUCUCGCCUCGCUCUACUAGAGGUCUUGAACUGGCUGUGCACAUUCGGUAAUAUAGGGUGUGCAUUCUCAUUGGGUAGCCGAGAUAGGGCAUGUUGAGCAUGAGUAGCUGAAUUCGUAUUUCUCUGCACAGCUGCUAAUGCUAUGAAGCUUACCUACAUGUAAUCAUGUGGAAACUUGUGGGGAGGAAACGUAGCUGCUGCCUUUUGAAAAGUACAGCAUCAAGGCUGACCAAGCAAGUAAAGCUUCGAUUCCUAAACUCGUAGUCGGAACCAUGUAAAAAAAAAAAAGCCGCACAAGCGCUUGGCUGCUCAGAAUAUUUCAAAUCCAUGCAGUUUUUUCUUAAUGGUGCCAUAGCAACUCUAGUUCACUAAUUUGCAACCCUUUCAUGCCGCGAUCUGUAUGGGGCUUGAUACAUCGGUAGAAACAUGCAACAUUACUGUUGAGAAUAUCCAUGUCGCCGUUCGCUAUAAGAGAACCAGGUGGUCAUCAGGUUAUGCCUGCAUUGUGAAGGAAAACAGUCGUGGUUUUUAUAUGCGCCUAUGCGGGCCAUGGAAUGCAACAUAUGCCGAUACUUCACACUGUGGCACUUGAAAACAGCCGCCUGGUUUUUGAGGCUUGCUACCAGCAACUACAGAUGGCCACUCUUGGUUGUGCGCUUGCGAAUUGAUCAUGCAAGAUAUGUACCAUCAUGGACAAAUAUAAUAUGUACAGUGUAAGUAGGACACCUAGAAUGCCAACUGUCUAGCAAGGUCUUGCUGUGCUGCAAUUGUGGAGGCACUGUACUGCGGAUAAUUUGUAAAGCCCCUAUUUAUGCUUAUUUGUCCAUGGUAGUGCAGUCAGUAAAGACUUUUUUUUUCUUCAUUUCCUGUUGCUACACAGUAGCAUUUACAUUCUCGGCUUUAAGAUCACACUGUGAUAACUGUUUGCAAGAGCUUGCAACUGUGGUGUAAGUUGUGUCCCACUUUUUUUUUUUUUUCAUCUUGUGCAGCGAGCAGUGUGUAACAUAGAUGCCACAGCAUUAGCCGGCUCUUAUUUCUCCCCUGUGUGUGGAGCAGAUCACAUCCUUCCGCCUAGAGUGUGUGCAUCCCCUCGUGCACACGUGAAAGUGACAUGAUCAGACCUACUAAAGUGAUGAAAUAAAAUCUUGCAAACGGAA
Molecule: messenger RNA, 3314 nt
Organism: Rhipicephalus microplus (southern cattle tick)
Lineage: Eukaryota; Metazoa; Arthropoda; Arachnida; Ixodida; Ixodidae
Gene: Ubc6
Product: ubiquitin conjugating enzyme 6
Source: RefSeq, a predicted model, not a curated record